Messenger RNA from Saccostrea cuccullata (small rock oyster), 1486 nucleotides. RefSeq names its product GDP-fucose protein O-fucosyltransferase 2-like. The transcript is spliced from 9 exons. Gene Ontology annotation, biological process: protein O-linked glycosylation via fucose. NCBI's taxonomy places the organism in Eukaryota, Metazoa, Mollusca, Bivalvia, Ostreida, Ostreidae. The record is from RefSeq and is a predicted model, not a curated record. Gene Ontology annotation, molecular function: peptide-O-fucosyltransferase activity. Bases 1 to 1299 code for a protein of 432 amino acids.
AUGGAGACGAAAGAAGCUGCAAACUUGAUCCUUACAUUAAUUGUGUGUUUAUGUAGUCUUGUACGCACUGAUACAGACGAUGAUAUAGCAUAUCAAACAGGAGGAGAUGAUUCCAUGAAAAUUGGACAGGCAAAGGCUGUUAGGUAUCUGCUGUAUGAUGUCAACCCAGGGGAGGGGUUUAACCUGCGGCGGGAUGUGUACAUGAGGGUGACAACACUUGUCCAUGAGUUGAACAAGGAGGAGCCGUGGGUGCUGGUCCUGCCACCCUGGGGGAGGUUGUACCAUUGGAAGUCCCCAGAGUUAGAGCAGAUUAAAAUCCCAUGGUCAACAUUCUUUGAUCUUCCCAGUUUGCGCCAGCAUGUACCAGUAAUUGAAUUUGAGGAAUAUCUCAAGGUGAGAGGAGAGCCGGUGAUAGAUGAAGUAUACUACUUACAGAGUUUCAAAGGGGGAUGGACAAAAUGGGAGGAAAAAAUGAAUAUCACUGAGUGUAAUGAUAGAACUGGAUUUGUGCAGGAUGAAGAAGGUAAUUGGCAUCACUGGUUCUUUGGAUAUGAAGAAGUGUAUGCUAAGAAAUUUGCUUGUGUGUCAUACAUGGGACAUGCUACAUUUAUAAAGCCAUUCUUACUGAAGAACACUACUGGAAGGUGUAUAAUGCUGCCCCGGGCAGAAACCCUUUUACACGAUCAUUUUGGGGACACUGGCUAUUGGAGAGCUAGAAGGAGCAUGGUUUUUGCGAAACAUUUGAGAGAUAUUGGGGAUGAAUUCCGAAGAGAAAACCUGGAUUCCACGGAUGAGGAUGAUAAAACAGUGCUGGAGGACUGGACAAAAAUGAAGAGAAAGCAUGGGGAUGCCUUAGGGGGUCCUUACGUGGGGGUACAUCUCAGGAGGAUGGAUUACCUGUAUGCCAGAGAAGGGAAUCUACCCUCUCUAAAAGGGGCUGCCAAACAAGUGAAGAAGAUCCUCAAAGAAUACAAACUGAAAAAAGUCUUUGUAGCAACAGAUGCACCAAGUGAAGAGUUUGAAGAAUUUCAAAGCUAUUUUAAGAAAUCCAAAGUUUAUCGAUUUAUACCUUCAAAAGAAAUCAAGGAAAAAUACAAAGAUGGAGGUAUAGCAAUUAUAGACCAAUGGAUUGCAGCCCAUGCCAGGUAUUUUAUUGGAAGCUACGAGUCCACCUUUUCUUUUCGAAUACAAGAAGAGCGGGAAAUAUUAGGAUUUGACCCUGAAACAACCUUCAAUAGAUUCUGUCCAGAUAAUGAUUCAGAUUGUGAGGGACCUUCAAAGUGGAAAAUAGUAUAUUAGAUAUCUUAGGUCUUUUAAAAUGUAUAUUUAAAUAAUCAAAGUUUUAAGUUUGUUUUUUAUAUUUUAGACAAUUUGAUUUUUUGACUCAUGAAAAUAUAUGAUCUCAUGAAUUCCAGCAUGUACAUGUACAUGAACACAGAAUAUUGUUUUGAAAUCUUUUUAGUGUUAAAGAAUGGAAUGGAAGUUA